This is a messenger RNA of Apodemus sylvaticus (European woodmouse), 4267 nucleotides long. RefSeq names its product DNA replication helicase/nuclease 2 (gene Dna2). The record is from RefSeq and is a predicted model, not a curated record. Gene Ontology annotation, molecular function: single-stranded DNA helicase activity; 5'-flap endonuclease activity. Gene Ontology annotation, biological process: replication fork reversal. Gene Ontology annotation, cellular component: cytoplasm. NCBI's taxonomy places the organism in Eukaryota, Metazoa, Chordata, Mammalia, Rodentia, Muridae. Bases 91 to 3279 code for a protein of 1062 amino acids. The transcript is spliced from 21 exons.
GCAUGCGCGGCGCGCUGGCGCGUUUCUGGCGCCGCAGGUUGCGGUCGCCUUGGACUCAGGCUUCCCGAUCUCCCGGCGGGCACCGGCGGGAUGGAGCCGCUGGACGAGCUGGACUUGCUGUUGCUGGAGGAGGACGGUGGAGCGGAGGCCGUGCCGCGGACGGAGCUACGUCAGAAGAAGGCGGACACUUUCUUUCCUGAGACAGUUCUGAGCCGAGGAGUGGACAACCGAUACCUGGUGCUAGCUGUUGAGACCGUGCAGAACGACAGAGGCGCGGAGGAGAAGCGCGUGCUCAUCACCGCUUCCCGGGACCAAGAGCAUGAAGUUCUGUGCAUCCUGAGGAAUGGCUGGAGUUCGGUACCGGUUGAGGCAGGGGACAUCGUUCACCUAGAGGGAGACUGCACAUCUGAGCCGUGGGUCAUAGACGAUGACUUUGGAUAUUUUAUCCUGUACCCGGACAUGCUCAUCUCCGGCACAAGCGUCGCCAGCAGCAUUCGGUGUCUGAGAAGGGCUGUCCUGAGUGAGACCUUCAGGGUCUCUGAUCCAGCCACUCGCCAAAUGCUGACCGGUACGAUUCUGCAUGAAGUCUUUCAAAAGGCGAUCCGUGAGAGCUUUGCCCCAGAGCAGCUGCAAGAGCUCGCGCUUCAAACUCUCCAGGAAGUGAGGCAUCUGAAGGAAAUGUAUCGCUUGAAUCUGAGUCAAGAUGAAAUAAGAUGUGAAGUUGAGGAGUAUCUCCCCUCUUUCUCUAAGUGGGCCGAAGACUUCAUGCAUAAGGGCCCUUCUACUGAAUUCCCUCAAGUGCAACUCUCUCUGCCAAGUGAUGGCAGUAACAGAAGUUCACCUUGUAACAUUGAAGUAACCAAGUCACUGGAUAUUGAAGAAAGCAUCUGGUCCCCUAGGUUUGGGCUGAAGGGCAAAAUAGACGUCACAGUCGGGGUCAAAAUACAUCGAGAUUAUAAAACGAAAUAUAAGAUAAUGCCACUGGAGCUUAAAACCGGCAAAGAAUCGAAUUCUAUUGAACACCGAAGUCAGGUGGUCCUGUACACGCUGCUAAGCCAGGAGAGACGGGCGGACCCUGAGGCCGGCUGGCUCCUCUACCUCAAGACCGGGCAGAUGUACCCCGUGCCCGCCAACCAUCUGGACAAAAGAGAGCUGCUGAGGCUGAGGAACCAGCUGGCCUUCUCUCUACUGCACCGAGUGAGCAGAGCGGCCCCGGGGGAGGAGGCGCGGCUGUCGGCCUUGCCACAAAUCAUCGAGGAGGAGAAAACCUGCAAAUACUGCUCACAGAUAGGCAACUGUGCUCUUUAUAGCAGAGCAAUUGAAGACCAGGUAGAUGAUGCUUCCAUCCCAGAAGGCAUGCUGUCCAAAAUCCAGGAAGAAACCCGGCACCUGCAGCAGGCGCACUUGAAGUAUUUCAGCCUGUGGUGUCUCAUGUUAACGCUGGAGUCACAAGCUCAAGAUAAUGGGAAGAGCCACCACAGUAUCUGGUCCACGCCUGCUUCCGCACUGGAGGAGAGCGGCAACUGCGUUGGAAACCUGAUCAGGACGAAGCCGGUAGAGAGAGUUUGCUAUGGACAGUACUUACAUAAUUUUCAGCGGAAGAGUGGCCCCAUGCCAGCCACCAAUCUGAUGGCAGGUGACAGGAUUAUUUUAAGUGGAGAAGAGAGAAAACUAUUCGCUCUGUCUAAAGGCUACGUGAAGAAGAUUAACGAGGCAGCCAUAACCUGCUUACUAGACAGGAACUUGUCCACACUCCCAGAAACAACGUUGUUUCGAAUAGACCGGGAAGAAAGGCAUGGUGACAUAAAUACUCCGUUAGGAAAUCUGUCUAAAUUGAUGGAAAACACAGACACCAGCCAAAGACUUCGGGACUUAAUCAUCGAUUUCAGGGAACCUCAGUUCAUAGCCUACCUCAGCUCGGUCCUUCCACAUGAUGCGAAGGAUAUGGUGGCCAACAUUCUAAAGGGUUUGAAUAAGCCCCAGAGACAAGCAAUGAAGAAAGUUCUUCUUUCGAAAGACUACACUCUCAUCGUUGGGAUGCCAGGGACAGGAAAGACAACCACAAUCUGUGCCCUGGUUAGGAUCCUCUCUGCCUGUGGUUUCAGUGUCCUGCUGACCAGCUACACACACUCUGCUGUUGAUAAUAUUCUCCUGAAGUUAGCCAAGUUUAAAAUCAGGUUUCUGCGUUUGGGUCAAUCUCACAAGGUCCAUCCGGACAUCCAGAAGUUUACAGAGGAGGAGAUUUGCAGAUCGAGGUCCAUUACAUCCUUAGCCCAUCUAGAAGAACUCUAUAACAGUCACCCUAUCGUUGCAACGACCUGCAUGGGAACAAACCACCCAAUAUUCUCCCGGAAAACCUUUGAUUUCUGUAUUGUGGAUGAAGCCUCUCAGAUCAGUCAGCCCGUCUGCCUGGGCCCACUCUUCUUUGCCCGGAGGUUUGUGUUGGUGGGGGACCAUCAGCAGCUUCCUCCCCUGGUUCUAAACCGGGAAGCCAGGGCUCUGGGCAUGAGCGAGAGCUUGUUCAAGAGGCUGGAGCGGAACGAGCGCGCCGUGGUGCAGCUGACUGUGCAGUACAGGAUGAACAGGACCAUCAUGUCCCUGAGCAACAAGCUCACAUACGGAGGGAAGCUGGAGUGCGGGUCGGACAGGGUGGCCAACGCAGUGCUAGCCCUGCCCAACCUCAAGGACGUCAGGCUGGGCCUGGAGCUGUACGCCGAGUAUGCCGAUAGCCCCUGGCUGGCCACAGUGUUUGAGCCAGACAGUCCCGUGUGUUUCCUCAAUACGGAUAAGGUCCCAGCUCCCGAACAAGUUGAAAACGGGGGUGUGAGCAACAUCACGGAAGCCAGACUCAUCGUCUUCCUGACCUCGACUUUUAUAAAGGCAGGCUGCAGCCCCUCAGACAUUGGCGUCAUCGCCCCGUACCGGCAGCAGCUUCGGAUCAUAAGCGACUUGCUGGCUCGGGCUUGUGUUGGGAUGGUCGAGGUUAACACAGUGGACAAAUACCAAGGAAGGGACAAGAGUCUCAUCCUGGUGUCCUUUGUUAGGAGCAAUGAAGACGGGACGCUCGGAGAGCUCCUGAGAGACUGGCGGAGACUCAACGUGGCGCUGACCAGAGCCAAGCACAAGCUGAUCCUGCUGGGCAGCAUGUCCUCGCUGAAGCGCUUCCCGCCCCUGGAGCAGCUCUUCGGCCAUCUGAGCGCAGAGCACUUAAUCGUGGACCUUCCAUCCAGAGAACAGGAGAGCCUCCGCCACAUCCUGGGCAGUUGCCAGGGAGACUGAAGCACAGCGAUGCUGCCUGCCAAUGCUGUGUGCCUCCGGGGCAGUGACGGCCUCCCUCCCUGGGAAUUCCACUCUUAAAGUGAAAAUGACUUUUAGCCGAAAGUACAAAAGGACGUGAAUGUACUGUUUUCAAAGUUCCAGAUCUUUCUCUUCUGUUACCACGCAAAAUUCUACUUUAAAAGUCCUGGUGUACCCAAAAUUGAGAAGCCUGAAUUUGGAAAUACUUCAAGUAUACCUGUGUGUGCAAAGAUUUCCACCUUAAACUGUGGAUCAGCCUUGGGUUGUGUACAGUAACGCCUAAGGUUCAGUUAGAGCUCAAGGUUGAGAGCUGACAGAAGAAACUACAACUUGAGGUCUGAGUCCCGAAUCGUACAGGUGACAUUUGAAAGGUCAGACAGACUGGCCCUUGUCAUUGCUUGAAGCCACUGUGCCAAGGAGACCAGGUGACGGGUACUCUGAAUUUGGGCAUUUCCUGCUUGUUGUCCUUGCUUUGUUCUUUGGUGUCACCUGUGAUUUUUGCUCCGAGCCUGGUCUUUGAAUGUCACCCAUGAGUCCUGUCGCCAGUUCUUUAUUCCUUGUCCCCUCCCCCACUGUGUCCCUUUGUAAGUUUUUGGACUCCGGCAGUUUAAUAUUAGAGGAGGAUUCGAUAUAAAAUGUAUUUUUGAUGUAUUUUAUAUAAAACAAAAACUUUUUUUUUUGAGGAGUUUGAUGGCAGCUUACGGGGUGGGGGGGGGGUGUGUCCACCUGUUAAACAUCCUGGCUGGUGCUACUCACUUUUACACUUAUGUACAGAUGUUUUUAAGAAUAAAUUUACCAGCAAAUAAUUAGCAUCUCUCUAUAUAUAAUGACAUUUUCACAUCAGGUCUUAUCUCCUGGAAUGGGAAAACUUCUACCUCACUUAAGUGGAAGUUUAAAUAUGUUAAAAUAGUUGGUGCUUCUGUCUUUUUUAUUAUUUAAUGUACAGUUUAAUAAAUUUUAUGUUCUGGUA